AUGACGGGAGUCGAUCUGGAGAAAUGCAAGCGUAUUGUGCAAUACUUCUGGGAUCCAGAGCCUAAGAACGAUAUGGCGCCGGAGGCCAUGAUCUGGUGCCUGGGCCAAGUGUAUGCCUCCCACCCUCAAACCGCGAGCGGCGACCACGACAGACAUGACACCCCUUCGAGUUCGGUGCGAGUGGGUGUCCAAAAUGACACUGCUGGAUUUACAUGGCCAGAGGCAUUCAUGAAAGACUUCGAAUCUAGAAUUUGGAUGACGUACCGCUCCAACUUCACGCCUAUCCCCCGAAACAACACGCCAGAAGCAACAUCCUCGAUGUCCCUGGGGGUUCGUCUCCGAAGCCAGAUGAUGGACUCACAGGGCUUCACAUCCGACACCGGCUGGGGCUGCAUGAUCCGAUCUGGACAAAGCUUGCUUGCGAACGCCCUCUGUGUUCUAUUACUGGGCCGAGGUAACUAUGGGGAGUUCCACGCGAGCAGAAUAGCGCUGACGAGAACAACAGACUGGCGAAGAGGCCAAAGGCCCGAGGAAGAAUCUAAACUACUUGCCAUGUUUGCGGAUUAUCCAGAGGCUCCCUUUUCAAUACAUCGAUUCGUUCAAUGCGGUGCUAAGUCCUGCGGAAAAUACCCCGGGGAAUGGUUUGGUCCAUCGGCAACUGCUCGGUGCAUCCAGAUCCUGUCGAAUGAAUGCGAAGACCCCAAACUGAGGGUUUACGUGACCAAAGAUACGUCUGAUGUAUACGAAGAUCACCUCACUCGACUGGCCCGCGGAGAAAAUGGACGCUUUCAACCGACACUCAUCCUCCUUGGUUUGAGAUUGGGUAUUGAGCAGGUCACUUCUGUAUAUUGGGACGGUCUUCGAGCAUCCUUGCAAUAUCCACAAUCGGUGGGCGUCGCAGGCGGACGACCGUCGGCAUCCCAUUAUUUCAUAGGCGUGCAAGAUUCACAGUUGUUCUUCCUCGACCCGCACAUCACGCGCCCCACGAUUCCAGCCAGACGCCCCGACGAGGUCCAUACCCCAGAGGAAGUGGAUAGCUAUCACACUCGACGUUUGCGACGGAUCCACAUCAAGGAUAUGGAUCCAAGUAUGCUGAUCGGGUUUUUGAUACGAAAUGAGGCAGAUUGGAUCGAUUGGAAGGAGCGGGUCAAAUCCACGCCAGGGAAGCCGAUCAUCCACGUCGUUGCCAGCGGAAUGCAGGCGGAGGAAGGCCUGGGUCGAAAAGAGGCGUUGGACGAAGUUGAAGCACUCGACGAUUCGGACACGCUAGAAUAA
Penicillium maclennaniae is the source of this 1275-nucleotide messenger RNA. Its product is annotated as cysteine protease ATG4. The transcript is spliced from 4 exons. The record is from RefSeq and is a predicted model, not a curated record. NCBI's taxonomy places the organism in Eukaryota, Fungi, Ascomycota, Eurotiomycetes, Eurotiales, Aspergillaceae. Gene Ontology annotation, molecular function: protein-phosphatidylethanolamide deconjugating activity. Bases 1 to 1275 code for a protein of 424 amino acids.